AUGAAGCAUAUAAUUAAUUCCUUGGUUCUGGGAUUGUUUUCCCUUCACUUGAUCCAAGCAGCCCGUGUUGUUUAUGACAUGAACAUCACUUAUGUUGAAAAUGUGAAUCCUGAUAAUCUGAAGGCACGUCAAGUUGUUGGUGUCAAUGGAAAAUGGCCUCCACCUCCCGUUGAAGUAACCUAUGGUGAUACCUUGGUUAUGAAUGUCCAUAAUGCUCUUAAUGAACCUACAGCUUUGCAUGCUCAUGGACAAUUCCAAAAUGGUACAGCUUGGAUGGAUGGCCCUGUUAUGGUAACUCAAUGUGCUAUUCCACCAAAUCAUGAUCUACAAUAUGAGUUUAAUAUCACUCAAAAUGGUACUUACUGGAUUCACGCUCACUACAUGGGUCAAUACAUGGAUGGUCUUCGAUUCCCUAUGAUUAUCCAUAACCCUCAAGAACCAUACACUUAUGAGGAGGAAAUUACUGUUACUGUCUCUGAUUGGUAUCAUGAUAGAAGUUAUGAUAAUCUCGCAAAAUUCCUGUCAGUCUAUAACCCCACAGGCGCAGAACCAGUCCCAGAAUCCGCUUUGAUCAACGAUAAUGCUAAUACUACAUUCACAUUUGUUCCUGGAAAGACCUACCGUAUUCGUAUUAUCAAUAUGUCUGGUUUCGCUACUUUUUUUUACAAGAUUGAUGGUCACCAAAUGGAUAUUAUUGAAGUAGAUGGCGUUUAUACUCAACCCAAAACUGUAGAUAGUCUCUAUAUGACUGCCGCUCAGCGUUUCUCAGUUCUUGUCAAAGCUAAAAACACUACUGAUUUAAACUACUACAUGCAUGCUGAUAUGGACACUGUUAUGUUUGAUACUGUUCCUGAAGAUUUAGUCUCCAAUAUUACUGCUCCCAUUUACUAUGACAGAAACCAUCAAAACUUUGCUGCUAGUGAAGACCCUAAUGGUAUGACAGAGACUUCAUUUGAUGAUAUGAGUCUUGUGCCACUUUAUGCUGAGUCAGCUGUUGAACCUGAUCACCACGUCAAUUUGACAAUUGACUUCCAAGUCACUACUGAUGGUAUCAAUCGUGGUAUGUUUAACGAAUUACCUUAUCUCGCUCCUAAAGUGCCUUCCUUGAACACGAUGCUCUCUAUGGGUGCUGAUGCCAGCAAUUUGGAUGUCUACGGACCUCAAUCUCAAGCCUUUAUGAUCAAGCAUUUGGAUAUGAUCGAAGUUGUAUUAAACAACUUGGACGCAAAUGCUCAUCCUUUCCAUUUCCAUGGUCAUACUUUCCAGCUUGUAGGCCGAGGCGAAGGUGUCUUUGAUGGAAAUCGAUCAGCCGUCCAAUGGAUUACAAACAACCCUGCUCGUCGUGAUACCAUCCGAGUCGAUGCUGGUGGAUAUUCUAUCAUUCGUUUCCGUGCUGAUAAUCCUGGUGUAUGGAUUUUCCAUUGCCACAUUGACUGGCAUUUAGAAUCAGGCCUUGCUGCAUUGUUCAUUACCGCACCUGAAGUUGCUCAGCAACGUAUGACAUUGCCUCAAGCCUUUGUUGAUAUCUGUGAAGCAGGUGGUACUCCUGGCGUUGGUAAUGCUGCUGGCAAGAUGGGUCUUGACUUGAGUGGUGCUCCUAGUGGUGUUACUUUAAUCUAUGAUGGAUUUACUGCUAAAGGCAAAGGUGCCAUGGCCGCUUGUAUCAUUUCAGCCUUAGUUGGUAUGAGUGCUAUUGCUUGGUAUGCCUUAAAUGAUCCUGUCAGACGCAUUCAAGAGAGUUUGAACCAAUAA
Molecule: messenger RNA, 1752 nt
Organism: Gilbertella persicaria
Lineage: Eukaryota; Fungi; Mucoromycota; Mucoromycetes; Mucorales; Choanephoraceae
Product: Cupredoxin
Exons: 8
Coding region: 1-1752 (583 amino acids)
Biological process (GO): reductive iron assimilation; cellular response to iron ion starvation
Cellular component (GO): high-affinity iron permease complex
Molecular function (GO): ferroxidase activity; copper ion binding
Source: RefSeq, a predicted model, not a curated record